Messenger RNA from Zootoca vivipara (common lizard), 1238 nucleotides. The record is from RefSeq and is a predicted model, not a curated record. Lineage: Eukaryota; Metazoa; Chordata; Lepidosauria; Squamata; Lacertidae.
ACUUCGGACAUAUUGCUGGGGAAAGGAUGGGGGCGCACGGCGCUGCCAGCAGCAACACGAGGCAGAAACUCAACUGGGACAGCUUUUGGCGCAGUAGAAAUGGUGAUAGGAAACGCUUCACCUGCCAAGUGCCUGUCUGUCGUGCAGCUGUUGAAAUCACAGGGGUGUUUGUCAGGAUUGGGAAGCAAUCCUAAUACCAAAAAUUGUCAACGUUUCAUACCUCGGCCUCAUAAGGCAAAGAUAUGCAUGUGGAAAUAUCUAGAUGUUCACUCCAUGGAUCUCAUCAACAAGGCUGCAACCACUGAUGAACUGAAGAGCCUCCUCUCCAGACUCUUGGAUUUGCAAGAUUUCGAAUCAAACCCACGCUCCACUAUCUUAUUGGAUCUGUACUUCUACACCAUCCAGUUCUGCCGGGAGCAGGGCUUCAACCGGGAACAGACCUCAGCCUUCUUCUCAAUUGUGAAGGAUGUACACGAGGCCUGUGUAGAAACACCACUGCCCAAUGUGGAGGAAUGCUACAGCUACUUCUCUGAACUUGUUUUUUGCCACUCCAUUCGGAGGCCCCCCUUCAGCAUUGAUCUCUUCAAUCAGAACCAGCUGGUGCGCCUAACAGACUACAUGAUCAACACCUACUUCCGCCACUACAAACUUUACAAAUAUGUUUUCACUCCACAGGUGCGAUUGGACAUAUCAUUCACUUACAUUGGGAUGCCUGAACCAGAGUUCAAAUUUGAAGAAGUAGCAGCUGAGGAAUCAGAGGCAGCUUUGUCACCUCUGCAGGAGGAUGUGGACGAGACAGCUAUUGCUGAAGAAAGUCCCACCGCUGUGCUGCGAGAGUACAUUGCAAACCAGCUCACCCAGGAGCUGACCAUGCUGCGCCUUUCAGUAGAUCAGCGCUUGAAGGCAACGGAGGACCAGUUUAAUGCCAAGCUGCUCCAGCUGGAGAAGGGCCCAGGCAAGGGGGGUGCCAAGGGCAAGAAAAAAUAAGCAGGUUGGGAGGCGAGAGAAAUAACUUUAUAGAUUAGAAUGUUGAGAGGUUAUCAGGGCCCACCCAUAAAGUAUCUCAUGCCUCAGAAAUUGUGGAAAUAAUAGUUAAAAGAGGGGUGGUAGACAGACCACACUUUUAAAUGCCUUUUAGAAACCUGUUUUUCAGAAACUUUCUACAGUAUACUGCUUAGGAACUGGAAGGUUCCAUGUGGCUGUGAUGUUAAGACAUUAAAGAGCUUUCCUAAUAAUCA